CUAAUCUUUUUUUGUUGGGAGUCCAAAAUAUUAUGUUGACGUGUUUUGCACAACAAAAGCGAAAGUUGAUCUCGAGUAGUGGGCGGGGCCAGCAGGUGACUGAUGAUAAGAUUUAUGGCGUGGAUCGCAGCGGGUGAGAGAGGAUGACUCACUCCGUCUGAUGAGAUGUUUCACCCCGCGACAGCUCGGCAGUGCGGCGGAGCAGCUCCACAUGUCGCUUUUGCUCCGUACAACAACAAGACAAACUUUAAUAAAUAGUUGCCUGGGCCUCAAAUACACAGUUUACUUGGGCGUCGGAGAGUCUACAAAUUAAGAAGAGAGAGGCCGUCGUGAUUUACCGUCAUUUCCCCACCCCCUGGUUUCCAUGGAAACAAUGCUGCUGUGCGUCUUGGCAUUUUAAUCUCUAAACCUGUUGGAUAUCUCAAGUGUCUUUUUUGUCUUUAAUUUGACCAAAACGCAAGCAAAAUAAGCCGGCAAACAUGGCAGAGCCUCAAUCGGAGAAAAGAUUCCACAACUUGACCCUGCAGCAACUCCAGGCUCUGGACCAAAUCCUGACCGAGGUCAUUCCCAUCCAAGGACGCGGGAAUUUCCCGACAUUGCAGGUGAGAGCCAAAGACUUAAUUCGCGUGGUAAAGGACCGACUCGUGGAACGAAAGAUCUUCGUUAAAGAUAUCCGCCUGAAUGGAGCAACUGCCAGCCAUGUUCUGGUGAAGGACAAUGGCCUGGGCGUCAGAGAUUUAGACAUCAUUUUCAGAGUGGAGUUACCGAGGCAGGAGGACUUCCAGGUAAUUAAAGAGGUGGUCCUGGGCAGCCUGAGAGACCUUCUUCCAAGCGGAGUGAACAGACGUAAGAUCACCUGCCUCACAAUGAAGGAAGCAUACGUGCAAAAGAUGGUGAAAGUUUUCACCGAGCAGGAUAGAUGGAGCCUCAUUGCUCUGUCCAACAACCGAGCCAGAACCUUUGGGCUGAGAUUUGUUAGCGCGCUUCGCAGACAGUUCGAGUUCAGCGUGGACUCCUUCCAGAUCAUUCUAGACCGUGUGCUGCAGUCUUACUGGGAGACUGACAGGAGGCAAAGGUGCAAUUUGUCUUUGGAUGCUCAGAACUUGGGAAAAAGAGAAGAGAGUGAGGAGCAAGCAGCGUCUAAGAUGGCUUCCUGCGGAGAGAUUCCACAUAAGCGUGAAGAUGUUACGGAAAAAGAGCCUCCUCGUGCAGAGAAGGUUGAAUUAGCUUCCGACGACGUCAACUCCAAUCAGGAAGAGAAGGAUGUUGUUUCUGAGCCUUUUUGCAAAGAUGAUCCUGUAGUUUCACCUCCUCCACCCUCAAAUGCCGAGAAGGUUCAAGAGGAGACCUCUCAACCGAUCAUGGCGCAUGAUUGUCUUCAGGUCCCCACCCAGCAAAAGUCCAGUCCUGAGUUCUCGUCUCCUCCCCCAGCAAAGAAAACCUGCAGCACGUCACAGGAUGUCGUCCCAGACUACUGUCCCUCGCCCAAACUUCAGCGGAAAAUGUCCCGCAAGAUGAUUUGCACCCCUGAGAGAUGGUCUUUACUGACCGACGUCUCUGAUAUGACUACUCAGAUGUUUACGCCCAUCCAGAUACCACCUCAGCUGAAGCCUCCUGUACAUAAAGAGGCUUCCUCACAGGAGAGCUUCGCAGACCCUGAGACAAAUCAAGCUGUUGAACUGACCGUGAAACACAAGGAACCUCCAGAUGGCAACCUUGUAAAUGUAGGAUACACACAGCAGGAGCAGGAAGAAGCCCCUUUAUUGAGCUCAUUGGGGUCCUGCAUGGCGGUGGAGGCAGAGUGCAUGUACGGAGACUUUGGCCAGGCAAUAGAGCACCUGCGCCACCACCUGAUCGCCACGCACAAUCCCGAGGAGAUUCGAGGAGGAGGCCUGCUGAAGUACAGCGACCUCCUGGUGAGGAACUUCCGCCCGGCAAGCGAGACCGAGAUCAAGUCCUUAGAGAGGUACAUGUGCUCCCGCUUCUUCAUCGACUUCUCUGACGUGGGCGAGCAGCAGCGCAAGAUCGAGGCCUACCUGCAGUAUCACUUCACGGGCAGUGAGGAGAGCAGUAGGUACGACUACCUUAUGACGCUGCGGCGCGUCAUUGACGAAAGCACCGUGUGCCUGAUGGGCCACGAGAGGAGGCAAACGCUCAACAUGAUCACCGUCUUGGCUCUGAGGGUGCUGGGGGAGCAGAACGCCAUCCCCAAUGCUGCCAACGUCACAUGCUUCUACCAGCCCGCGCCUUACGUGAGUGAGCCCAUUUACAGCAGCUACUUUGUCACGCCACCGCAGCCGCCGCUCGUUUACCACCCCUACCCGGUGCACGUGCACAUGCAGAGCGGCGUGGUGUAGCCGCGGUCACGUGCCCCCAGGGAGGCGGGGAGGCAGCUUUUUUUUCAAUGCGGGCCUUGACUGGCACUGCUUUUGACAAGAAGAGGGACCCUCGGGCACGGUGUCCUUUCAAGCUUUGACAUCGCCAGGACUGAGCGAAGUCUUUUGGACAGGAAACGUCAACAAGGACAACAAGUGCACAGGAGAAGUUUGCAUGGACUUACGAACACAGGAAAGUGUUAUCAUUGUAGGGUGAUGAAUAAUCAUGAAACAUCAACACGGUUAUGUGCAUCACACCUUGUCAGCAUGUUGUAUCACACAGUGUGGAUAUUUAACUUAUUUGAUAUGUAAGUGUAACUGUAAGCUGUGUGUGUGUGUGUGUGUGUGUGUGUGUAUGUGGGUGUGCGUGUGUGUAUAGGGCUGCAAAAUUCCAGGAAAAUGUUAGAUUUCCAUGGGAAUGUGUAGUAAAUCAUGCGGAUUAAUAAGAAAUGAAUCAACUGGAAAUUAGACAAACUG
Molecule: messenger RNA, 2852 nt
Organism: Nerophis ophidion (straightnose pipefish)
Lineage: Eukaryota; Metazoa; Chordata; Actinopteri; Syngnathiformes; Syngnathidae
Product: terminal nucleotidyltransferase 5C-like
Exons: 2
Coding region: 480-2357 (625 amino acids)
Biological process (GO): mRNA stabilization
Molecular function (GO): RNA binding; poly(A) RNA polymerase activity
Source: RefSeq, a predicted model, not a curated record